AUGAUUUUUGUCGAUGACAUUGCACUGAUUGCAAGAUCGACAGAGGAGCUAAACCGUAGGUUGGAGAAAUGGAGAGAAGCCCUUGAAGACAAUGGUUUGUGUGUGAGCCGAGAGAAGACUGAAUACCUACGAUGUGACUUCGAUAAACAGGGGAUAAGUCAAAAUGGGGAUGAGGUUAUUCGCAUUGGGGAGCGGAUAUUGGGUCCGAAGGCGUCUUUUAGGUACCUGGGAUCGGUGAUACACAAAUCGGGUGGGAUCGGUGAUACACAAAUCGGGGGGGAUAGACGAAGACGUGACACAUCGAAUCCAAGCUGGAUGGAUGCGGUGGAGGGCAGCUUCUGGAGUCAUGUGCGACAAGCGGAUCCCGCUAAAACUGAAAGGGAAGUUCUACAGAGUCGCUAUUAG
Molecule: messenger RNA, 405 nt
Organism: Erigeron canadensis
Lineage: Eukaryota; Viridiplantae; Streptophyta; Magnoliopsida; Asterales; Asteraceae
Exons: 1
Coding region: 1-405 (134 amino acids)
Source: RefSeq, a predicted model, not a curated record